AUAAUCAUCAAGUUCUAUCGCAACUCAGUUCACCCAUGAAAACAUCGUGAAUCUGACAGUUGCAGAUGCGACGAAUACCGUGCUUCACACUGCCUGGCUGCUCAUCACGCCGUGCAGGUCGGUCCUGGCAACGGUUGCCGUCCUAGAACGGCUACCGUCCCACAAACGGCCAUGGAGCCAUGACUGAUGGCGUACUGCCGAAUUCUAAUAUAUUUAUUUCGGACAAGUGGGUUUUGUGUGUCAAGAAAGCAUUGACAUACAUGUCAAUUGCGGACAACUGUUGACGUUCAAGCAUUUAGUGGCCUUCCAGGAAUCAUGUUAGUCAACGAGAAACCAAUUACCCACAAUGUCGAAACGGUAGAUGAUGUGUCUGCCCUCCCAGAUGCUACAGCUAGUGAGGAGAGUAUCGAGUGGACCGAGGCCGAGGAGUCGAUUGUCCGCCGGAAGCUGGAUUUGAAAUUAGUGCCGUUGUGUACCUUUUUGUACAUGCUCUGCUUUAUUGAUCGUGCCAAUGUUGGUAACGCUCGAAUCCAAGGUCUGGCGGUCGAUCUCGAACUUAGGGGGUACAAGUUCAAUUGGGCUUUAUCAGCCUUCUAUGUCACCUACCUGAUUUUCGAAAUUCCUAGCAACAUCCUCUUGAAACGGUUCGGCCCGCGUAUCCACCUUCCAUUUCUCGUCGGCGGCUUUGGGUUGGUCUCAAUCUGUACGUCCUUCGUCACGACCUUCGGAGGCUUGGUUGCUGCGAGGGCAGCUCUCGGCGUCUUCGAAGGUGGUACUAUGCCAGGACUGGCUUUCAUGAUGAGCUCUUUCUAUAAGCGCACUGAACUCACUUUACGAAUUGGAUGCUUUAUUUCAGCUGCCGGACUGGCAGGAGCUUUUGGCGGACUGCUUGCUACGGUGCUUAGCAGAAUCCCUGCGUGGGGCGCACCUUCGAUGAUAAUACAUACCUGGCGGAACAUUUUCUUCUUCGAGGGUAUAUUCACAGUUCUCACUGCGAUGUUGGCCUACUUCCUACUCGCAAACUCCCCCGGUGAGGCAAGAUUCUUGACCACUCGAGAAAGACAGAUCGCUGUUCAGAGAUUGGCCAGGGAGAGGGUAGAACGAAGCACUGAAGAAGUCUCGCGACAAGAUGUUAAAAGAGCCCUGACGUCUUUUCACACCUAUCUUUGCGGAUUUGGCUUUCUUUUCAUCAACAUCACCAUUCAAGGACUCGCCGUUUUUCUUCCGACGAUUCUUGCUGAUCUCCGAUGGACCUCUACAAAAGCUCAACUCAUGACGGUGCCCCCGAAUCUCGCCGCCGCCAUCGUGACUAUAUCGAUCGCAUACGCAAGCGAUAAAUGUGCAAUUCGUGGACCCUUCAUUAUAGGUCUUUCUAUUGUUGGUAUGAUCGGUAUGGUUGUCCUGCGCUGGAACACCGAGGCAAGCAUUCGCUACAUGGGGGUGUUUUUCGUCAUGUGCGGUGCUUCACCAGGAGGUCCAAUGUUCCUAACCUGGGGAAUCAAUAAUGCUGCUGGGCCUACUGUACAGGCCAUUACGAGCGCACACAUAGUAACCCUUGGAACCUUUGGUGGGAUUAUAGCAACCUGGUCAUAUCUCGUAAGAGAUGGUCCUCUAUAUCAUACAGGACAUACCCUCAACUUCAGUGGCAUGAUCGUAGUUCUUUGUAUCGCUAUUAUGGGCAUGUGCUACUGUUACUACGAGAAUAAAGCGAGAAGGUCUGGGAAGCGAGACGCGAGGCUGGCUGGCCUUAGUGAGGCAGAGCAAGACAAGCUUGGCCACGAUCAUCCUUCUUUUGUGUUUCUACUUUGAUACAUAGGAGCAGCCUCCGCCUGCACACCUCCCUGCUCAGAAUAAGUAACAUGGCCGGAUGCUCUGGGGCGGAAGCUGCCGUGCUCUAGUCGAGAUUCCCAGGAAUCAUUGUCAUUUUUCCGCUGUCAAAGCUCAUAGUACCAAUGAAAAGAAGCUGGUGUUUUCACUCCGUGUCAUCUAGAUGCGACGUUUGAGUAGAGUGGUCUGGGAUGAAAUGAAGAGAUACAC
This is a messenger RNA of Aaosphaeria arxii CBS 175.79, 2037 nucleotides long. RefSeq names its product major facilitator superfamily transporter. Gene Ontology annotation, cellular component: membrane. NCBI's taxonomy places the organism in Eukaryota, Fungi, Ascomycota, Dothideomycetes, Pleosporales. Gene Ontology annotation, biological process: transmembrane transport. The coding region runs from base 316 to 1809 and encodes 497 amino acids. The record is from RefSeq and is a predicted model, not a curated record. Gene Ontology annotation, molecular function: transmembrane transporter activity. The transcript has 4 exons.